Messenger RNA from Triticum turgidum subsp. durum (durum wheat), 2139 nucleotides. The record is from the annotation of a GenBank genome assembly. Lineage: Eukaryota; Viridiplantae; Streptophyta; Magnoliopsida; Poales; Poaceae.
AUGUAUUUACCUUUCCAUUUGAAGAGGUGCUUCUCAUUCUGUGCCGUGUACCCCAAAGAUGAUAAAUUUCAAAAGGAACGUUUAGCUGAAAUUUGGGUGGCAGAAGGCUUUGUUGAACCUCAAGGUGAUACUCCACUUCGAGAUAUCGGUUGUGAUUACUUCAAUGACCUUUUAAAUCGGUCCUUCUUUCAAGAAGUUCAAUGUGAAUACUUAAUGCAUGACUUGCUGCAUGACAUGGCACAGAAAGUUUCAGAGCAUGACUGCUUCAUCUUGAAAAGAAGGAGUGACUUAAAAAAUAUUCCUCCUAGUGUUCGCCAUUUGUCAAUACUCUCUAGCACAGACAUGGACUAUCCCAGCUUGUUGAGUCUAUGUCGCUUCACAGAGCUCCGUACCCUUCUUUGCAACGGGCCUUUAGCAGAGAACAAAAUUCCAGCUAGUUUAAUGGAGAAAUGGUGGAGUGAACUUCUGCGUCUGCGUGUGUUUGUUCGUGCCACUACUAAUGAGUUACCAGCUGCUAUUGGAAACUUGAAGCAUCUUCGGUACCUUCAAAUCUCAAGAGCUUCACCUUUCAAGAGUCUUCCCGACGAGUUAUGUCGGCUCUAUAAUCUGCAGAUUUUAUCUGUUGAUAAUUGCAAGCUAGAAAUCCUGCCUAAUGACUUCAGUAAUCUGAUAUGCUUACAGAGAUUUGAAUCACAUGGAUUUCAGUGUAAUUUAAGGUUUAGAAGUUCCCGGGUAGAAGAACUUUAUGAAGUGAGUGCUGAUGUAGCCAAUGAAGCCAAUGAUGAGCCCGGGCGAGGAUUUAGGUUGAUGAAGAAUAUUAACCAGCUUGGUGACUUGAAGAUAUAUAAUAUUGAUAAGCUAAGCAAGGAGCAUGCAGGAGAAGCCCAACUACAGAAUAAGAAGUAUCUUGAGAUGCUGAAGCUGUCAUGGUCUGGGUUGAGGUCUCCAGAGGACAAUGACAUAGAAGUACUUCGAGUUCUACAGCCUCCCACCUGCCUCAAGUCUCUGCUCCUCCAUGAUUAUCCAGGUGUGUCGCUGCCAACCUGGUCAGCAUCCCGUAUCUCAGAGCGUAUAAACUUAAGUGAGAUACCUGAGGUGCUAGUUGACAACAAUAAUGAUAUCACCAGUAUUUUCUCGUCGCUGACAGACCUGGUCAUUGUUAAGUGCCAAAAUUUAUCAUGCCUCGAACAUGUUGUACACGUACUGGCCAUCAAGAAAAUCACAGUUAAAGAUUGCAAGAACUUAGUUUCAGUACCAGCUGAAAGAUUUAGGGAUCUCCAUUGCCUUGAAGAAUUGACGGUGCAAGGAUGUCCAAAAAUAUAUUCACAAAGUUUGGUUUCACCUUCUCUCAAGAGGCUUAUGCUGGGUAUGAAUGAUUGGUGUGUUGACCCUAGUUGUGGGAAUCUCGGAGAAAAUGUUGACUGCUGCUCCCUCACGUACUUUUCUUUGUCAUGCAGCCGUCUCACAUCCAUUAAACUACAGAUGUGGAAUCUUCCAGCACUAGAAGAGUUGCAGAUUUCACGAUGUCAAUUUCUUAAAUCUAUUAUUGGACAAUCUGGACAGGUCCUCAGAAGCACGAGCGGAUCUAGAGCAUUCCCAUCCCUUAUUUCCCUAACAAUUUUGUCGUGUUCUAAGCUGUGGACCAUUGAUGAUCUCCUAGCAGAAGAAUAUCUACCUGCCAUUGAAAGAAUUCUUAUUGAAUCUUGUGGUAGUUUAUGGUCCCUACCCGAUGAAAGGUUUGGGAAUAUUUCUUCUCUGAGGGAUUUGAGGAUCACUGAUUGUCGUAGACUGAGCUGGAAGAAGGGAUUUCUGUUACCAUCUUCCCUCCAAAGUCUCACCUUAAAUAACUGUGGGGAUAUCUCUGCAUGGGUUCCCAGCUGCCUAAAAAACCUUGCUUCCCUUGUUACAUUGAGGAUUUGUAUGUGUCGCCAUAUAACAUCCAUUCCAGGCAGCCUUUGGACCACUAAUCUCACAUCACUUGAGAAUUUACUGAUUUGGAGUUGUCCAGACAUUGUAUCAAUUGGUGGAGAAAACGCAAUUUCAGAAAUACAAAAUGUAUCGAUUCAAUGGUGUUGUAAGAUGGAGGAUCUAAAGCAGCCCGUGGUAAGAGGCAACCUGAUGUCAGUAGAGUGGAGCUAG